GUUGGAAAAUACCAAAGCCAAGGAAUUUGUGAGGGCCACUUUUUUUUUUUCCUCUUUGUUUAAAAGGAAACUUUGAAAUCAUGUCGAACAAAAACCAAUAUAAUGUCCUUGUUGACAUGGAAGAUGCUGCUUAUACGCAGCCUGCAACGAUUGAGAGUGAUGGUUUAGAAUUUCAAGACUUUUCAACAAAUACGAAUAAGACAUCAUUCCAUACAGCCGCACCUCCCCCUUUAGCAGAACCUUCCGGCAAUACAGGCUUUUUUGACUCACCUCAACCAAGCAGCGGCAACAACAACGGCAAGCCUAUUUGGUCACUUGAUUACUACGCUACAUUUUUUGAUGUGGAUACGUCCCAAGUACUUGAUCGAUGCUUAAAAUCCAUGUAUCCAGUUGGCGAUUAUGCAGCAGACACAUUGAACAACCAACCUGAUUUAUAUGGGCCCUUCUGGAUCGCCACAUCGGUGGUGUUUUCUGUCUUUGUCUGUUCUUCUUUAGCUGGAUCUCUAGCUGCAUACAUUGCUGGUAAACCUCAUGUAUAUGACUUUACCUUGUUAAGUUUUGCCGUAUUCGUUGUUUACAUGUACGCCUUUUUGUGUCCCGCUUUGGUUUGGGCUUCUACAAAAUAUUUUGGUUGUAGACCAAGUUUAUUGGAGAUCAUUAACUAUUAUGGUUAUGGUUUGACGAUUUGGAUUCCUGUAUCUUUAUUAUGUAUUAUUCCAUAUGAUUAUGCAAGAUGGGCCUUUGUUGGUAUUGCAUUUGCAAUCACAUCUGUAUUCUUGGUGAAAAACCUGUAUAUCGUCAUUUCUAGAACAGACGCCAAGACAUCACGUAUUAUUCUAUUGGCUAUCUUGGGUGCUCAUGCCAUCUUUGCAUUAGUGCUUAAAAUGGCUUUCUACAGCUAUAAUUAUGUUAAGGAUGUUGAUAACAAUGCAGGCACAGACCCAAAAUAAUAAAGAAUAAAAAAUAAGCGAU
Molecule: messenger RNA, 972 nt
Organism: Mucor mucedo
Lineage: Eukaryota; Fungi; Mucoromycota; Mucoromycetes; Mucorales; Mucoraceae
Exons: 5
Coding region: 81-950 (289 amino acids)
Biological process (GO): vesicle-mediated transport
Cellular component (GO): Golgi apparatus; membrane
Molecular function (GO): small GTPase binding
Source: RefSeq, a predicted model, not a curated record